Helobdella robusta is the source of this 303-nucleotide messenger RNA. RefSeq lists its product as hypothetical. NCBI's taxonomy places the organism in Eukaryota, Metazoa, Annelida, Clitellata, Rhynchobdellida, Glossiphoniidae. Gene Ontology annotation, cellular component: mitochondrial crista junction; MICOS complex. The coding region runs from base 1 to 303 and encodes 100 amino acids. The record is from RefSeq and is a predicted model, not a curated record. Gene Ontology annotation, biological process: cristae formation. The transcript is spliced from 4 exons.
AUGGCAACAUUAUUAAAAAACACUCUAAAAGUGUUAAUUGGGGCUGGGGCAGUUUAUGUAACGCUGGACAAAGGUGCAUGGGAAGUUAGCAGUGAACACGGCAGCAAAUUUCUGCAAGAAGUUAAGAAAAAUAUUCUGCCUGAAACUGUUGAAUAUAUUGAAAAGGCUCCAUCAGUUAAAACCAUCAAUCAUGCUGCCCUAAACAAGUGGAACAAAGGAGUUCAAACAGUGUUCUCAUUCAUUGGCAGUGUGCCCGAAACAACACAGGAAUGUUUUGAGAAGUUGAAAGACCAGUUCAAAUAA